CCUCGCUGCGUUGUUGAUUUAUGGAGAUCUCUUUCGGCGGUUGAAAACCUUUGAAAAAUUGAAAAUGGAGAAAUCGACCUCGCCGGCGACUCAAGUCACCGAACCUCCUACUGCUUCAUCUCUUCCAGCACAAGCUCCUCCGCUUCCUACAUCUGCAGAUCAGAGAUCAGCUGAGUUACCUUCGCCGGCCGGGGCCACGGCUCAGCCAGCUCAGAUGACUGCGCCUCCGUCGACAGUUACCACAGAUCCGUCGUCCAGGGGAAGAAAGCGAGCGCUGGAAGCGAAUCUUCAGAUCGAGAGCUCCAACUACUACAAGAUGCGUCUCCUUGUCAAAGAUCUUCGCCCUCACGUUCUCGAGGUUUUACGAACUCCAGAUUUCAGCAACUCUAAGGCAGCUAUCGAGAUUCAAGAAAAGAUGAAUCUUAUGCUUCAACUGUACCAAGAGAUGAUCGGAGAAUCUCCUAAACGUGAGAAAACAGCUAAGAGCGAGUCUUUAUCCAACGGAAAGGCCAUUCAUCAAACACCUCAGAGUACUACUACUAGUGUAUUGAGAUCAUCUGAAACAAGCUAUGUCCAAACUGACAACCACAACUCUGAUGGAGAUGGCGACAAGGUGGUUGGAGGGUCCGCAUUUGGCUGGAACUUCAUAACCUCUGGAGGGCCAGGCACUGAACCUGUUUAUUCUGGAAUGUCAAAGGAAGAAUACAGAAGCUCUCACCCAAUUAUCCAAGUGGAGGCAGCGGUUGAGUUGCACGACACAUUCUAAGCUUUGUUAGUGGCGUUUGUAUAAUAUUCACUUU
Molecule: messenger RNA, 800 nt
Organism: Arabidopsis arenosa
Lineage: Eukaryota; Viridiplantae; Streptophyta; Magnoliopsida; Brassicales; Brassicaceae
Source: the annotation of a GenBank genome assembly